AUGACAUCCCCCAUCAUCGAAGACUGGAAUCGUCAUGUUGGACUCAACAAAGAAGGUGGUCAAACACCAGUGACUGAUAGCGAGAUGCUUCGCAAGAUCAUCAAUGUGAAGCUCGCAGCUCAAGGAUACGAUGUGCAAAACGACGAGUUCACUCAAAACGUCGCAUCUGACCUUUUCCGAGUUUAUCGAGAACAGUCUCGCCAGCUCGAAUCGCGUCUUUGUCCAAUGGACACUCGUGUCCAAGACUUUCUUAACGAUGCCCUUAAAGCAACAGGAGAGAAGAUUCAACUUCCCAACUCGACUCUAUGUGUCGAUCGCUACGGAUUGGCAAGAGAACUGUCCUUCCCCGACGGUGCCAAUGAAUUUCACAACAGUGAGAUCUCAAGCUACCGUCUUUCCAAGGGAGGUGUCUUGCAUAACCCAAUCAACGACAAGCGCACCACAAAGGGAGUCUUCCAUGUCGCCGACUAUGGUCUUCCUAUCCCUGCUGACAAGAUUGCGGUUCCUCUUGUGACCUAUGCCCGACUUCUGCAAGCAGCCUUCCUUCCUCCGAAGGAUCUCAACACCAUCCCUUACACUUCCAACUGGAAGUUUCCUGCUCAGAGCAUGGUCUCUUUGCAGCUGCGUCCACUUGCAUGCCCCGCCAUUCCAGGAAAAGUUCCCGAGAAGCGCCUCGAGGUCCGAUUCUUUGUUCCUGGAUCCUGUGUUGCAAAUUUAGAUUUCGUCGAAUCCAUCUUUGGAAACGCUGGUGACCCAAGUCUUCCUGAGAACGACGCUGGUUUGGACGUCGACGGUUGGACUGGUACCACUGGAUGUGUCGUCUUGGCACCACACUUGCGACAGUGCCUCAAGAAAGACUUGGGCUUGCCUCAUGUCUCGGAAGCGACCGAAUACCAAAAGUCCAAGGGCUUGUGCUGGACCAAGGAGGACGAACCAUACAAUGGAGGAAAGCCAUUCAAGAUCACUCUUCGUGAUGAACGCGGUAUCAUGGUGACCAUCUUGGCUGACAACUAUUUUGGCUACUGCAAAAAGGAAACCAAGACACAAAUUGGAUUGACUGCCAAUGUCUUCGGUCUGGCCGAAGAGGAGCAUGCUGGUGGUGCUUUGGCAUUCAAGGCCACCAACCUCGGAGAAAAGUGCAAGUCCAAUCCACGCUACCAACAAGUGCUAGUGCCCUCAAAACAUAUCGCGAAUACAUACAAAUAUGAAGAUGCCUUGGAGCUAUUGGGAGAUGCCGUCACUAGGCACCCUGAAGGAUAUGCUACGGACAAGGAAUAUCCUGAAAUCCAUUUGCUUCCUGAAGACAUGGAGCUGAACACUCAAACUCAGACAGCCAAGUUCACAAACGUUGCUACUGGCAAGGAGCAAACCAUCCGCAUCUUGCCCAACCACAUCUACGUCAGCCCAAGUGGAUACAAGGUUCGCGUAGAGCGUCAUCCAACUGUCUCCAAGUGGCGUUUGGUCGGAACCAUUGCAGAACCAACCUUCUGUCACAAGCCAUCUACGGUCAGCGGAGGAGGCAAGUCCGAGAUUUCUAAGUCUUUGAACGAUGCUGUUAUCUAUGGACCCAUUUACAUUGGCAACUAUGAUGAAGAUAUGGCGGUCGUCAAGAAGAUUAUUGACAGAGACUACAGCGAAUGUUUGCUUCCAGAGUUCCGCAAGGGACGAUCGGAUCCUUCUCGACGCAUCUUGAGCAUGGAACGUACUCUUGGAUCAGUCAUCAAGCUUCUCACUCCCGAUGACAUGUACACCAAGGAGCACAACGAUUUCUUGGGAACCAUUCCUCCAGGUAUCCUGGCAAUCGUCUUCUCAAUCAAGAGCAGCUACAAGGCAGAGAUGGGCGCCGAUUGGCAGAAGCAUUUCAAUGUCGCUGUUACGAAUGGAGUUGCUGGUCAUGAGCUCAAAUUCGACGACCGUCAAUUGGUUGGCUCGUAUCUCCGUGUUGGAUUUGGAUUGGACGGAAAUUGGCGCAACUUCAAGAUGCGUCAAGACUUUAUCGCUUCUGACAAGGUGCAGAUGGAAGACGACAUCACAGCGAGCGUCGUCGUGCCACGGGAACAAAUUCCUGGACUACCGAGUGAAUAUUCCGCCUACCCUUCGUUGAAGAUCUCCCAAAACUGCGAGUGGCGUCUCUUCCAGCGACCAGACGAAGCCAUCCAUCCAGGAUAUGACAAGCAAACUGAAAAGGAUAUGUCGGAGAGUGGUCUCUUCUGUUCGAACUUCCAGCCAAUCAAGCCCGGUGAAAUGAAGGAUCUCACCGAGGAACUAUACUUCUGGGACCUUUUCACUCCCGACAUGCAACAACACAUGAAGGACGCAGCCAAUGGUACCGUGAACAGUAUUUGCUCUGCGAAGCCCAGGAUUGUUGCCGGAGGACCAACCAAGAAUCCUCGCUAUUUGCAAGUUCGACCUGAUGUCUCCAUGCCUCGCGAUCGCUACUUGGCUGAAUUCGGCGCACGCCUGUACCGUCGCAUUCCAGUUUCUGACCCUUGCGUAUUCCCAGUUGCGGGUGUGUUGAGUGGAAGGAGAAAUAAUCCACCCGAUGAGUUGGAUGGAACUAAGAUUCGUCCUCUCUGUGUUUACAAUCCCAUUCACUUCCAAGAGCUGCCUGAGUUGAUCAUGGAUUACGUCUGCUGUGUCACUGGAAAGAGCCCAAGUACUACCGGCGCUGGAUCCGAAGGAGCCUUGAGCAAGGGACCUUUCAAUGCAAUUGGAGCAACUGCUGACUUGAACAACAUGUUGGUUUCCAUGAUUCUAACGGAAUACGGCGGAUUCAGCAGUGCAGCUGGGUGGAUUGGGCCAAAGUACAGGGUGGAUCAUGAUAUCAGUUUGCUCAUUCCAGAACUCUGGUGUCGCAUGACUGCAAAAGAACGAAAUCCUGCCUAUCUCAUUGAGAACAAAUACCUGGAACCAAUCGAGGACUUUGAUUAUGAAGGGCGCACAAUCCCUGCAUCUCGGCUGGGAUAUCGCAUCACUACCAAGUUCGUCAACUAUUUCUUCUGCCGCAUCUUCGACAACCCAUCUGGAGUCUUUGCGAAUGAUAUGCUUCAGCCCGAAAAGCAAGAUUUGGCCGUCUUCGUGGACGGUGUUGAAAAUAUUGCCCAAGCCAUGGAAAAGUCCGCCAAGUUGUACUUUGAUGAUGGUAUCAUCGAAGAUGCUUGCCCUCCGCUUCGCGCAGUACUUCAUGUGAUGGCUUAUGGUCACUACAAUGGAAAGUCCAUCCAGGAUCCUUCAAUUCGAUCAAUGUUCACCAGAGACUACCUCAUCAACAGUCAGUGGUAUCAAGAUCGCCUUACCAAGAAGCAAGAUAUUGACACUCGCUUGUGGACCAAGAAGAUCAAGUACUUGGAAGAGUUUUUGGAACGCCCAGGAUACGAGAGACAAGCAGAACACCUUCGUAUCAGUGACCGUUUGAAGGAAGCCAAGAAGCAACUUGAUACCACAAAGACCGAUUCGUACAUCAAGAGUCUUGUCGGAACUAUCGGUGCCGAUCCUAUCCACGACGGUUACACUCAAACCAAGACAAAGGAGGCGGCCAUGGCUGAUGGCAUCGAAACUAAACGCGGCCACCUUGUAGGUCUGUAG
Molecule: messenger RNA, 3585 nt
Organism: Cylindrotheca closterium
Lineage: Eukaryota; Bacillariophyta; Bacillariophyceae; Bacillariales; Bacillariaceae
Source: the annotation of a GenBank genome assembly